Messenger RNA from Chrysochloris asiatica (Cape golden mole), 672 nucleotides. It is a transcript of the gene HPRT1, whose product is annotated as hypoxanthine phosphoribosyltransferase 1. Bases 16 to 672 code for a protein of 218 amino acids. The transcript is spliced from 9 exons. The record is from RefSeq and is a predicted model, not a curated record. Gene Ontology annotation, molecular function: magnesium ion binding; hypoxanthine phosphoribosyltransferase activity. Lineage: Eukaryota; Metazoa; Chordata; Mammalia; Afrosoricida; Chrysochloridae. Gene Ontology annotation, biological process: hypoxanthine metabolic process; IMP salvage; GMP salvage.
CCGGACGGCUCUGCUAUGGCGACCCGCAGUCCCAGCGUCGUGAUUAGUGAUGAUGAGCCUGGCUAUGACCUAGAUUUGUUUUGUAUACCUAAUCAUUACGUGGAGGAUUUGGAGAAGGUGUUCAUUCCUCAUGGAGUCAUUAUGGACAGGACCGAGCGGCUUGCUCGAGAUGUGAUGAAAGAGAUGGGCGGCCAUCACAUUGUCGCCCUCUGUGUGCUCAAGGGGGGCUAUAAGUUCUUUGCUGACCUGCUGGAUUAUAUCAAGGCACUGAACAGAAAUAGUGAUGGAUCCAUUCCUAUGACUGUAGAUUUCAUCAGACUGAAGAGCUACUGUAAUGACCAGUCAACUGGGGACAUCAAAGUAAUUGGUGGAGAUGAUCUCUCAACUUUGACUGGAAAGAAUGUCCUGAUUGUUGAAGAUAUAAUUGACACUGGAAAAACAAUGCAGACCCUGCUUUCCUUGGUCAGGCAGUAUAAUCCAAAGAUGGUCAAGGUCGCAAGCUUGCUGGUGAAAAGGACUCCUCGAAGUGUUGGCUAUAGACCAGACUUUGUUGGCUUUGAAAUUCCGGACAAGUUUGUUGUAGGAUAUGCCCUUGACUAUAAUGAAUACUUCAGGGAUUUGAAUCACGUGUGUGUCAUUAGUGAAACUGGAAAAGCAAAGUACAAAGCCUAA